AUGGGAACAAAGGUACAGUGCUACAUGCCAGGAUAUUAUUACUCAAUGAGGGAUCUUAACGAGGACUCUAGCAGUAAUAGCUGGCCCGUAAGUUAUGGGGAUAAUAAGGCCAUGGCAAACGGGCAAUAUCAUAACGGGUUUGUUCAGAAUGUCUCAACAGACGGUUAUCUUGGGUAUGGCAAGGAUGCUUUGAAGCAGAAAAUGCUUGAACAUGAGGCAGUUUUUAGGAGUCAGGUUUGUGAACUCCACCGUCUUUACCGAAUUCAAAGGGAAAUGAUGGAAGAAUUGAAAAGGAAAGAACAACACAAACUCCGAGUAUCGACUGAGCAAUCAUCGUCCUCGAGCCGUAGAGGAUCUCAAGAUCCUCGUAAAUGGCACAUGGCGGGCUUCCCACUAUUCAACGAAAUCGAGAAUUCACCCAUGAGUUGUACCAAAGGGUACAGCAUCACACAGCCCAGCAGUCACUCUCCUUUCCACAGCAUUCCUUCUCUUAAGGAACCCGAGAGGCCCUUGAAGUUAAGGAAAAAGCUGUUUGAUCUUCAACUCCCGGCAGAUGAAUAUAUUGACACAGAGGAGGAGGAAGGCAAAGUAUCUGACAUGUUGAGUCAUUCUCCUUACACGAAAGGUGGACGACGUGAAAUUAAGAAUUUGUCCCUCGGCGAUCGUGGAAUUAAGUUGGCCGAUUUAAAUGAGCCGUUUGAAGUUGAAGAAUCUUUGGGCCCAUCUACUGUUGAUUUCCUUGAUCGUAAUGGGAAGAAAAAAGGCGAGAGUCGGCUUGAUAAGUCGGAUGCGGGUUAUUUUGGUGAAAAUGAAGAAAACCGACGCAUUUGUGACGGGUUUUCUGUUAAGUCGUGUGUUGCAAGUUCAAGUAAAAGCAACCUCAGUUUUGCAACUCCUGGUCCUCAAAAAGAAAAGAUGCCAAUACUCUCUCAUCCAGCUACAGGCAUGCCUAACCGGGCUCCGGGUUCGGGCCCAUUCUUUAGUUCUUGCUUUUCCAGUUCACAGCCCCAUUCAAGUGAUCUUCAGCUACUCAACCCAAGCUCAAACUCAAAUCUCAUUUCUGGAUGUAACAUAACUGCAAAGAACGGAUUUUAUCACGGGUCGUCCUCAAAAGCAAAUCACUUUCCGGGCUUUGAUCACCUUAACUGCAGUAGUAGGGCUGCUAGUAAUCGGUCGACCAAUCGAAUAUUUGGACAGAUUCUUCAAAACCCAUCUCGUCUCGAGAACUCAAAACCCGUAAUAUAUAUUGACUUAAACGAGGAUGAAGAUGGAAGUAAAAGUAAGCAAACUUUGCCUUGGCUUACGGAUCUCAAUCAACCGUCGAAUGACUUUGAAGUUUCGAAUACGGAAAAGAUAGAAAGUGCCAAGAAACUUAUGGGAUUCCCCAUUUUUGAAACGGACGAGCCACAAAAUGCGCCACCUGUCAUCGACUGCACUAAAAAUGUCGAUACAGAAAAUAAAAACCGGGCGAUCGACCUAAAUUUGGAGUGUGAGCUCGACGAAGAUUCACCAGUCGAUAUCCGAACUGCUGAGAAGGGCAAAAUGGGGAUGAGGGGUCCGCUUAUCGAUCUGAACUUCUGCGAUAGCAAUUUUAUCGAGGAACACGACGUUGAGACAGCUCUCGAGAACACGGACGACAUUCGAUUAUCACGAACUGAAAACGAGACGUCAAACGAUGAACUCCUCAGGAACGCGGCUGAUAUCAUGGUCGCCAUCUCGUCCUAUAAUCCCCUGGCUGAGUCUCUCAUGUGGCUCGCGGGCCUGCUUGAGGCCCAUGGGCCCGACGUGCCGGGGCCUGGCCCACCGCAUGGAGAGAUUGAUGAUUUCGAGGCCAUGACAUUGCAGAUAGAGGAGAGCAAGGAGGAGGACUACAUGCCGGCUCCAUUUGCCCCCAUUCUCUCCGAGAAGGUGGGGCCCACAGUUUACAUGGCGGGCCGGCCGAGGAGGGGCCAGCAGAGGAGAGGGAGGCAGCAAAGGAGGGACUUCCAGCGGGACAUCCUCCCGGGCCUUGCCUCAUUGUCGAGGCAAGAGGUGACUGAGGACAUCCAGAUGUUGGGUGGGCUCAUGCGGGCCACGGGCCACCACUGGUCACCGGGCCAAACCAAGAGGAAUGGUGGGCCCAGGGGCAGACGGCGUACCCAUGCAGCUGAGGAGCAGCUUGUUGAUAGGGUUGAAGGCAGAUUGGAGGAUCGAAGCAUAACGGGAUGGGGGAAGAAAACGAGGCGGCCCAGACGGCAGAGGUGCCAGCUGGCGGGUAAUAGUAGCAAUAGCAACUGUAGUAAUAAUCCUCCGGCAGUCCGGCUGUUGCAUUAA
This is a messenger RNA of Striga hermonthica, 2313 nucleotides long. NCBI's taxonomy places the organism in Eukaryota, Viridiplantae, Streptophyta, Magnoliopsida, Lamiales, Orobanchaceae. The record is from the annotation of a GenBank genome assembly.